CUUUUAAGCAUAUAUUUUUAAAAAUUUUCUUCAAAUGAAUCGAGAGGCAUGUUCUCUACUAGCAGAAACCAUAGGCAUUAUCCUUGGAGAGUUUGCAGAUGAUCCCGACAAUAAGACCCAUAGGAAUCAAGUCUACAAAGAGGCUGAGUACCUUGCAAAGAAAUCGUGGAUACGGUCGUCGGUCGUCGGACACAUAGCGAUUAAAUACGGAGCUCUUGUGAAUCGCCGAGCAGUAAGUAAAGGCGGUGGCAAAUCUGCCAGAAAACGCAAAGUCGCUGAGCUUGACGAAAAUGGACAACCAGUUCAAAAAUCACGUAAGAAAAAAAGUUCAGCGGAGAGACAGAAAAAACCAAGAGCGCAGCCAAAGCCAAAGUCUAAAGUGUGGAGGCGAUCAAAAAAUCCACGCAAGCUAAAGCAACUCAAGAAGAGAACAGGAGAGGUUGAAGAAGGUUAUUUUGAGCUCGGAGAUUUAGCACAAGAAGACCAUGAUUCUGAUGAUGCAGGCCUUACAGAUGCACAGAUUAUGCAAAAGGAGCUCGAGAAAAUACCAUACUUCAGGGACCCAUCUUUUAAGAGCUCAUUUCACAUGGAACGAAGUACAUUUCAGGAGCUCUGUGAGGUGGUGGGUUUCAAAGUAGCAGGGAGGACAGUUAGCCCCUACUCCAAGCUGAUGGGAGUGUUAUGGUGGCUGGCAGGACGAGAAAGCAUGAAGCAGUUGGUGAAGCGCUUUGACUGGAGCAUAGGCACCUUUCAUGGUGCAGUCCACCUGUUCAGUACAGCCAUUGUGGAGCACUUAAUGCCUCAGACAAUUCAUUGGCCAUCCACAGAGGAGGAAGUUAAACGAUGCCUUGCAUCAUUUGAAACAAAUUAUAAUUUUCAAGGGGUCAUGGGGUGUCUUGGAGCUUGUCGCUUGCCUUUGCGAUUGCGCUCAGCUAAAAGGGGUGCACCCUACAGGGACCCUAAUGGACGACCAUCUAUUCUUCUGCAAGCAGUCUGUGAUGGUACACGUCGUUUUUUACAUGUUAGUGCUGGAUGGCCAGGUACAACUGCUGAACAUGCUGCUUUUCAUGAGAGUGACCUUCCAGGACUACUAGACAAACUUCCUGAUUAUGCUCAGGUUUUGGCAAGCCGGGACUAUCCAGUCAGAAACCAUGUUUGGAUUCCAUUUUCUCAGAGUGCACCCAUGUCUGAUGAAAUGUUUUACUUCAACCGCCUGCAUGCUGCUAGCAUGGUGGCCUUAGAUCGCACCACCACUUUGCUUAAAAACACAUUUCAGCGCUUGGAAUUAUUGGAAAUGCUGCCAGACAAAAUUCCUUCUGUUGUCCUUGCUGCCUGUGCUCUUAUGAACUUUAUCCUAGAACGAGAAGAAGUGAUUGGAGAAGAACGAUUUCCAGUGCUUAGUGGCAGUGGUUUUGAUGGCAUUCCAGGAAGUGGUGCCAGUGCAGGAUCUGCUAAAAAAAAGAAACUGGUUCUAUAGUACUAUGGCAAGUAUGUGAAAAGUGUCACCUGUCUUUACUUGUCUAUUGGUUGUUGGGUAAGGCUGCUGAAGGUUAUAGGUAAAUAAAUCCAGGCAGCUGCAGACAGUACCAAAUUUUGUACGUGACAAGCAUGUUGCCAUCAGUUACUGAAUAGACCAUCAUUAUUGUCUACAGUAGAGGUUAGUAAGCUGCUGUAGAAAUAUGUGCAGCCAAGCAUAAAAUAAAAACAUGAUUGGUGAGAAAACACUCCUGAUAGUGGCACAACAGAUGAGACAUCUUCAUGUACUAAAGUGCUACAUCUGUCAGCAUCACUGGCUUGUUGCCCUCCUGCAGUUAUAAAGAUAAAAUUAGUGUUUUCUUCUUCAUCCGUAAUAAGCAGCACUUCCAGUGAUCUCUUACAACAGUGAAGCUGGACAAUGGUACAUGUGAGCUGAGGCGAAGAUAGUGGGAAGGCAUGAGCAACAAGACAUGAUGUACUUUUGACAUAUGUACUUUUGGUUUUGUGACUUGAGGAUUAAUGUCGUGCAAAGUUUUACAUUCUACUUAUGCUGGCAUGGAUGUGUUCACCUGUGAGGUGGAAGAUGUUCAUUAGAGAGGUGGGGUGGUGGCAGCAGUGCACAUCUGGCAGGGUAUGUGGUAGUUUGGCUUUUCAGAUUAGCGAGUGAUAAAUCCAAAAAGAGUGGAAAUUAGGCUAUUGAGACUAGUGACCUUGUUAUUGACACUAUAGCUAUUGAAGCUAGUAGCUACAGUGAAAUAAGGUUGUUAGGCUAUUGAGACUCCUGACUGUUCAGUGUGGAAGGCUAAGGAUAUUGGGGUGAUGACUGGUGUUUUACACAGUCAACAGCUAAGACUUCAUCAUGCCUAAUAGCAUUCAUCAUGAUAAUUGUGUGAAGACUUAAACCUGACAAAACUUUCAGAGGGCAGUUUAUUUAUUUUAAAAUGCCUUCUUUUAAAGUAUAUUUUCUUUCUGCGUGGCAUUUUGUAUCUAAUUGAGGAAGUUAAAAAAAAACUCAAUGACAAUUUAGAACUUAGAACAAUCAAAAACAAAUCAGACUGUAUAAAAUAGCACACAAUAGGUGGCAGAAUAGCAAUUUAUGUAAAUUGUGACAGAAAUGUAAUACGUGAGAAUGAUAAUAUGGCAUAGCAUGAAAGAGACUGCUACAAAACAGUAAACAAGCUGAAGUGACAGAAAGGCAGUACUUGUGUAUAAACAAAAAUUUGACAGAAUAGCAGCAUUUGUGUAUGAACAAAAAUGUGACAUAAUUCUUAGUAUUUGUUGGUGAAAAAAAAUUGUGACUGAAUGACAGUAUGGAAAAAGAAUAUGAUGGAAUGGUAAAGCACUAGUAAAAAAUGUCUAACUAAUGAA
Pomacea canaliculata is the source of this 2844-nucleotide messenger RNA. RefSeq names its product protein ALP1-like. The transcript is spliced from 5 exons. Bases 35 to 1477 code for a protein of 480 amino acids. Lineage: Eukaryota; Metazoa; Mollusca; Gastropoda; Architaenioglossa; Ampullariidae. The record is from RefSeq and is a predicted model, not a curated record.